CUGCCUCAGCGAUCAUUAGCCGAUCGCCUGGUAGCGUCGUACUUCAAACAUCGACACCCACUGAACCCAUGUCUACACGAAGGUACAUUCCGUCAACGUUAUGCGCGACUCUGGCUUAGCAGGGAUGUGGGCGGCGAGGAGGCAGCUCCCAAUAACCUGGCUUGGUUGGGUUUGGUCAACAUGGUAUUUGCAUUCGGCAGCGAGCAUGUGCAGAUCCGUGCGCCCUACCAUGGGAGUCCAGCCGGCUCAGCAUCAACAAAACCAGAUCGCGCUCGCUUCUUUAAGCGAGCCAAGAUGCUAGCAUUCUCGAGCAUUCUGCAAGCCAGGAUUGAGCUUGUCCAGGCGUUGCUCCUAAUGAGUCACUAUCUGCAUGGCUCACUGGAACUCAAUCAUUGCUGGACUGUUAUUGGGCUUGCCAUCCGCACAGCACAAGAGCUAGGGCUUUAUCUCGAUUCCACCAACUUCACAAAUGAUAUUGUAGAACAGGAGAUUCGCAAGCGAGUGUGGUGGGGUUGCUUCGUUAUCGACCGC
This is a messenger RNA of Trichoderma virens Gv29-8, 531 nucleotides long. RefSeq lists its product as uncharacterized. Gene Ontology annotation, biological process: DNA-templated transcription; positive regulation of transcription from RNA polymerase II promoter by galactose. The annotation marks the transcript as partial. Gene Ontology annotation, molecular function: RNA polymerase II cis-regulatory region sequence-specific DNA binding; DNA-binding transcription factor activity, RNA polymerase II-specific; zinc ion binding. Lineage: Eukaryota; Fungi; Ascomycota; Sordariomycetes; Hypocreales; Hypocreaceae. The transcript has a single exon. The record is from RefSeq and is a predicted model, not a curated record. Gene Ontology annotation, cellular component: nucleus.